Arvicanthis niloticus (Nile rat) is the source of this 2200-nucleotide messenger RNA. It is a transcript of the gene Ift54, whose product is annotated as TRAF3 interacting protein 1. Lineage: Eukaryota; Metazoa; Chordata; Mammalia; Rodentia; Muridae. Gene Ontology annotation, biological process: cilium assembly; regulation of microtubule cytoskeleton organization; intraciliary transport. The record is from RefSeq and is a predicted model, not a curated record. Gene Ontology annotation, molecular function: microtubule binding. Gene Ontology annotation, cellular component: axoneme; intraciliary transport particle B; ciliary basal body.
CGCCGGGACGGCGGGCAUCUCGGGGCACCGGGCAGAGGCGCGGCGCGCGUGAAGGGGCGCGAGCGGUCGCGGGCGGCAGCGCCAUGAACGCGGCAGUGGUGCGGCGGACGCAGGAGGCUCUGGGCAAGGUGAUCCGGAGGCCGCCGCUCACAGAGAAGCUGCUCAACAAGCCACCGUUCCGCUACCUGCACGACAUCAUCACCGAGGUGAUCAGGAUAACUGGCUUCAUGAAGGGCCUCUAUACAGAUGCUGAGAUGAAGUCAGAAAACGUCAAGGAUAAAGAUGCAAAAAUUAGCUUCUUACAGAAGGCCAUAGAUGUGGUCAUGAUGGUGUCAGGAGAACCCUUGGCAGCCAAACCAGCUAGAAUUGUAGCCGGCCACGAACCUGAGAGAACCAAUGAGCUGCUUCAGUUGAUUGGCAAGUGCUGCCUCAACAAGCUCUCCAGUGAUGAGGCAGUGAAGAGAGUCUUAGCUGGGGAGAAGGGGGACUCGAGAGGGCGGGCCCAGAGGACGUCGAAAGCACAAGAGCCCGACAACAAGAGUGUGAAGGAGGACGAGUCCAGAGCACACAAAGAGGAUAAACGAAGCUCUGAGGUCAAGGAGAGAAGCGAAAGUGCAGAGCACAAACAGAAGGAGGACCUGAAGGAAGACAGCAAGCCUCGGGAGAAGGAGAGGGACAAGGAGAAGACAAAGGAGGCUGACAGAGACCGACACAGAGACCCCGACAGGGACAGAAACAGAGAUGGAGAGCGAGAGAAAGCCAGAGCCCGGGCCAAGCAGGACAGGGACAGAAACAACAAAGACCGGGACAGAGAGGGAGACAGGGACAGAGAAAGGGACAAGAGGAGCGAGGGUGGGAAAGAAAGAGAGAGGGUGAAGGACCGAGACCGGGACCGUGACAAGGGAAAAGACCGGGAACGGCGGAAAUCAAAGAAUGGAGAACAUACCCGGGAUCCUGACAGGGAGAAAAGCAGAGAUGCAGACAAGCCAGAGAGAAAGUCAUCAAGCUCAGGGGAGAUUUCUAAAAAGUUUUCAGAUGGAUCUUUCAAAGAUGUCAAAGCAGAGAUGGAGGCUGACAUUUCUGUGGGAGCAUCCAGGUCCUCGAUGUUAAAAGCAUCAAAACGGCGAUCCAAGAAUUCACUGGAAGAUGAUAACUCAGCUAGUCUGUGGCGGGAGAGCGCUGAGCCAGAGCCAGCAGUAAAGCAGAAAGGUGACUCCCCUAGUGAUGCAGAAGGAGAAGCUGGGCCUACUGGCCAAGAUAAGCCGGAGGUGACGGAGAAUGCAGAAGUCCCCAGUGAGCUUCCCUCCAGCCUCAGAAGAAUACCUCGGCCUGGGAGUGCACGGCCAGCACCUCCCAGGGUCAAACGACAAGAGAGCACAGAGACACUGGCGGGAGAUAGGUCGGGAAGUGGCAAAACUGUCUCCACUGUGAUCAUCGACUCCCAGAACUCUGACAAUGAGGAUGACGAGCAGUUUGUGGUGGAAGCUGCCCCUCAGCUGUCAGAAAUCGCAGAAAUUGAAAUGGUGCCGUCAGGAGCCCUGGAAGAUGAGGAGAAGCAUGGUGGGCUUGUGAAAAAGAUCUUGGAGACGAAGAAGGAUUAUGAGAAAUUGCAGCAGUCUCCCAAGGCUGGUGAGAAGGAGAGGUCACUGAUCUUUGAGUCAGCAUGGAAGAAGGAGAAGGACAUUGUUUCCAAGGAGAUCGAGAAGCUCCGCGUGUCCAUCCAGACCCUGUGUAAGAGUGCACUUCCCCUGGGAAAGAUCAUGGACUACAUCCAGGAGGACGUGGAUGCCAUGCAGAAUGAGCUGCAGCUGUGGCACAGUGAGAACAGGCAGCAUGCUGAAGCCCUGAGCAAGGAGCAGAGCAUCACAGACAGUGCGGUGGAGCCCCUGAAGGCUGAGCUGUCUGAGCUAGAGCAACAGAUCAGAGACCAGCAGGACAAGAUCUGUGCAGUGAAGGCCAACAUCCUGAAGAAUGAGGAGAAGAUCCAGAAAAUGGUGCAUAGUAUCAACCUGUCAUCACGAAGGUGAAUGGCUGGGCCUGCAGAGAUGGAGCCAUCUUCCUUAUGAUGGACAAGGGGCAGAAACCGCCCCUCUAAGCCCCAGUCUGCUGAGAAAAUGUGCCUGCUGUGCCCUGACCUAGCUGAGGGCAGAGCUUUCGGUUUAGGCACUAAACUUAUUAAAAGGCUGUGUUUUCUUCCUUC